Molecule: messenger RNA, 9330 nt
Organism: Pelobates cultripes (western spadefoot toad)
Lineage: Eukaryota; Metazoa; Chordata; Amphibia; Anura; Pelobatidae
Source: the annotation of a GenBank genome assembly
AGGUGCUGUAUGAGUUAAGAAACUGAAGAAAAUGAAAAUCUUUAAAUGAAUUUGACAAUGGAGGCUAAUCAGAAUUAUCAACCCAAGUCCUUUGGUAAGAAACUGUUAGAACUUUCAUUAAGUGAAAACACGUUAUUGCUGUGGUCAGACUAGUAGUUAUAGUUAGGUUUGCUGCUGGAACAUAUUUUUUUUUAUCUAAGCUUUGAGGGUAAUGUCAGGCUGUCCUAUUUAAACAUUAGCAUAGAUUUCCAUAGUUCUUACUUUCUUUCAAGUCCACGCAUUGCAACAGUGAGUUCUCCCGUUGGUUUUGAAUAUUUUCCAUUUGACAUUAUCCAUUCAAUAUCAGGAGAUUUGCAUCAUACCAGGAAGGAGGGACACUUUUUCUUUGCUGUUCUUCAUAGAUAUUAUUAUUCCCCCUGGAUGCUCUACGACAUGGGGAAAAGAAAGUAAAUAGCCCUGUAUCCAUGCUAAAUGUAUAACUAGCGCUUCUGUUAGCAUCACACUUUUUCUCUUUUGAAGAGCUUUGUCAAAUAUUCAAAAUCAAAAUAUCCAUCCAGUGGUUGCACUCAUAAAUUCAAUUGGGUUAAUUCAUGAAGAUAUUGCAGUGGAUAAAGAUCUAAAUUAUUAUUACUAUCGCCAUUUAUAUAGCGCCAACAGAUUCCGUAGCGCUAUACAAUAUAAUUAAAGGGGGGAUUUAACUAUAAAUAGGACAAUUACAAGAAAACCUACAGAAACGAUAGGUUGAAGAGGACCCAAACGAGCUUACAGUCUAUAGAAGGUGGGGUGUAAAACAGAUUAGGACAGGAAAUAGCAAUCAAACAAGUUGGGAGUGAAGCAGGGAGUAGCGUGCUGCCCUUUAGGAGAGAGCAAGAGACAGGUAUGUGGGGAUAUUUAUGGGAUGAUAAUAUUAAACAGUCGAGAAUUACCCACUAUUUCAAUUCUCUUAGAUCUUAGAGAUCGUUAUCAUGUAAGUGAAAUGUAUUCCAUACAAAUAAAAUCACAAUUUGUUAUAAAAAUAGAUUUAAUUUAUUGUGACAAAUAAAAUAAAAAUAAUAUUAGGCAACAUGCAUGAGAAUAAUCAGUGAAUAUUUAGUAUAACAUAAGUAUGCAAUACAAUGAAAUGGCUAUACACGUUCCAAUGGCUAACAGCAUCACCUGUCACUUAAUAAGAUUUAUGAGGGUACUUCACAGACAAAAAGUAAAGCUUCACGCAGCGAAAAGCCAUAAAACCUUGGCUAACAGUUAAAUCAACUGAGUAACCCUUUCAAUGCUGGCUAGAUCCUCCUUGGCAUAUAAUAUCCUAUUAUCAUGUAAUUUUCAAUUAAAAUUCACACCAGCUCAUUAAUCAUUUCCUGAAACCAUCCAAUAAGAAUAAUCUACCAGAUUUUUACAAAAGCCGAAUUUUAAUUUGCCUAAAAAGAUAUCUUAUCUUAUUUUAGAGCAAAUCAAUACACCUGGAUAAAAACAACGGUAUGCUAAAACGUGAUACUAUCACAUUAAUAUAUAAUUAUUCUUAAUUCCACCUGCAGAAUGGAAUGUUUAUAACUAUAUAUUCUUUAAUUAAUUAAGAUUUCUAAAUAUUGAAACCUGACCGUGAUUUAUCCAGUCAUAUAUCAUGCUAUUAGUAAAUUUUAAUUAAUUUUAAUUAAUUAAAUAAAACCAGCAUAAUUACCAGUUAUGUAGAUAUUCUCAUCAGAUGAGUAGGUAGUCCCAGAAACUUGAUUGGUUGUAUGGAGGUACGUGAGUAAUAGAGAAAGGUGGUGUUGGUUAGAAAGUAUCAGUAAAUUUUAAGUGUCAAGGAGUUUAAGAGUUGAGUGUUAGUCCCAGAGAGUGUCCUGAAUCUCUCUCUGCAUGUCUGAAUCUGAAUGCCCAAACUCCACCAACUAACUUCUCUCUUCCCUUUGUCCUAACUUUUAAAGGGCCAGACUCUCUGUACGUCAUUAGUUGAUAAGGCCAAUAGGAAACUGUAGGUGUGGUCAUCCUGCAGAUCGCAAUUUAGGUAAUUGAUCCAUUGCCUCACUAAACCUUCCUAUCCAGGAAAAGAGUUAACUUUUCCUGAUGACGAUUUUGACGUCAUUUGGCUUAUCUAAAAUGACUACCAUAACUUAAAUUUGCUGUCAGUUCAAAGCGUUUGUCUCAGUCUUUGUGGCAACUACUUUGAUCGUAAUUUGUAAAAUUGACAGUUCUAAACUCAAUUUCACCCCUUACUUACAAUGGGACCUUGUAAAAUUUAGAAAGUAAAAUUAAUUACUUAGUCUUCUCUGACACUAGUGUCUGUGUUUAUAUAAUGCAUUCCUUAGCUCAGGCUCAGUGGUUAGUGAAAGCAAGGAAAUUAUGUGUCUUUGUUAUCCUGAAGAUAGCAAAAUGGAGUCCGCUCUGUUCUGAGUGACUCUGGCAAUAUACACUUUUAAUUUCUUUCUUAGCACAAAAUGUCUGCCGAUAUAAAUAUCCUGACAGGUAUGUGAGGUAGAGGUUACUCUUGGAGGCCAUAAGCUUUCCUAAAGAGAUGGGUUUUAAGGCACUUCUUAAACAAUUGAAGACUAGGGGAGAGUCUCAUGGCGGUAGGCAGACUAUUCCAUGGGAAGGGAGCCGCCCGUGAGAAGUCCUGCGAGCAUAAGUUGGUCGUACAGGUGCGAGCAGCGGACAGGAGAAGGUCACGUGCAGAACGGAGACCGAGAAGGGGUAUACUUAUGGGUCUGUGAAGAGAUAUAAGAGGGGCUAGAAUUGUUCAGUGCUUUAUAGGUAUGGGUUAGCCCUUUGACUUAACUCCUAUAGGAUACAGGAAGCCAAUGUAAGGACUGACAGAGGUGUGAGAGGAAAAUCAGUCUGGCAGCAGCAUUCAUUACAGACUGAAGCAGGGCUUUUGGAAGACCAAUUAGGAGAGGGUUACAAUAAUUCAUGCAGGAAAUGACUACAGUAUGGACAAGCUCCUUGGUAGCAUCGUGAGUAAGAAAGGGGCAGAUGCAGGCUAUGUUUUUAAGAUGGAAUCUGCAGGAUUUGGCAACAUACUGGAUGUGAGGCUCAAAGGGGGGGCCAGAAUCAAGUAUGACGCCAAGACAGUGCGCUUGCAAGGAUGGACUUAUAUGGAUACCGCUAACUUGAAGGGAGAGCGAAAGAGGAGGAUCAGUAUUAGGAGGAGGGAAGACAAGGAGCUCAGUUUUAGAGAGAUUGAGUUUCAGAAAGCAUGAGGACAUCCAGUCAGAGAUGGAAGAAAGGCAAGCAGUGACACAUUGCAGGACGGCAGUCCUGUAUAAAAGAGGGACUCUUGGCACUCACCCUUACUGUUUCAAAAAAUUCAAUCUUGCCUGGGUGCAAUCCUCAGCGUUUGGCAUAUAACGAAAAUCAAUAUAUAAGGAGCACUCACAGGUCUUCAUCCAAAGUCUGGUUUAUUCUUUAGUGCAAAUUACAUGUGCAAAUCUUUAAACAAUCGAUGUUUCGACCCUCACAGGGUCUUCUUCAAGAUCAACUAAACAGUGAAUCAGCUAAGUAUAUAUACACAACAAUAAAGAUUAAUAACUUACCAACAGGUGUGUGGGAAAGAGCAAAGACCGCCAACUAUCCGAAACCUGGAUAGUGUACAGGUGGUAGUGGAAUCCAAAUGAGGUAAUAAGUUAUGCAUUAAUAAAAUACCCCAGUAUGUAUAGGAAAACUACAUUAAAUUAGUAAUAAUUACAAAUUUGGCAAUUGUCCUUACCUUAUAUACCUAUAUAUAAAAAAUAUAUAUAUAUGUGUGUGUGUGUUUAUAGAGCUACUCCAUACCUAUUUUGCUAGAUAUCUACAGGUUACUGGCUGACCCUCAUCUUAACCUUGCUACUUGCAUUUUUGUUUCUCUCCAUCUUAUACUUACCUCUGCUUUUCUGUCACUUGCAGCUGCUUUCUCCUCAUAUCACUAGACUCAAUUUGGUCUGUUUAUGAGUAGCGAAAUACAUUCUGGCUUAUUUCAGCAGACAACUUAAAGGCAGCCAAGUGGAAAUACAGAUUCUGUUGUAAUAAUAUAAUUUGCCUUUAGGAAUAUCUGAAUGGAUUACAUUUUACUAAAACAGCUAAAUUGUGACAACAGAAUGGCAUCCUGCUGCCAUUCAGCGGCUGUUUAGCAUUUAGUAGAUAUGCACCAGUAAUUGUGAACCCUGAUUUAUUUUAUUUAUUAUACUGUGGUCAUCACAGCAUUGUUUAUCAGUUAUUUAGCUACUCUUCUAACUGAGCUGCUGUUUCCCCAAUCACAACUGAGGCAACUUAAAGGGACACUAUAGUCACCAGAACAACUACAGCUUAUUGAAUUUGUUCUGGUGAGUAGAAUCAUUACCUUCAGGCUUUUUGCUGUAAACACUGUCUUUUCAGAGAAAAUGCAGUGUUUACAUUACAGCCUAGUGAUAACUUCACUGGCCAUUCCUCAGAUGGCUGUUAGAGAUCCUUCCUGGGUCAUGGCUGCCUAAAAUGCAUCCAAACAUUCAGUAUCUCCUCCCUCUGCAUGCAGACACUGAACUUUCCUCAUAGAGAUUCAUUGAUUCAAUUCAUCUCUAUGAGGAGAUGCUGAUUGGCCAAGGCUGUGUUUGAAUCAUGCUGGCUCUGCCCCUGAUCUGCCCCUGAUCUGCCUCUUUGUCAGUCUCGGCCAAUCCUAUGGAGAAGCAUUGUGAUUGGAUCAGACCACCACUUCUGAUGAUGUCAGCAGACUGCUUGUUUUUCUGAGGCAAACAGCAUGCAGAGUUACAGCUUCUGGCUUGAAUACAAUAAGAUUUUACUAUAUUUAUGGAGGCAUGAGGGGCCCAGGGGGGCUAUAUGGUGGUUUUAACACUAUAGGGUCAGGAAUACAUGUUUGUGUUCCUGACCAUAUAGUGAUCCUUUAAAACUAACAGUGAGUGAAACAUUUGAGCUUUGAUUUAAUGCAUAUUGCAAAUUAUUGACUUCUUUGCUAUAUUUUUUCAUGUGUGAUACUUUUAUGUUAGUUUGGUAACUUCAUUUAUUUAUUGCAAUCUUAUUGCAUAUUUAUUUUAUAUAGGCAUAUAGAUUGCUUGUUACAUUACAACUUCUAAAAGUGAAAGUGGUCUUGGACGCUGGAGUAACCCUUUAAAUAGCAUAUUAUCUCAUGAGAAUGAAUGUUCAAAUUCAGAUGCAAGUCUUUGUCAUUAGCCAUGAUAAGGAAUACAUCCUACAUUAUUCAGUUAUGAUCCAUAGCACUAACAAUUUAUAUAUUUUGUUUUGUAAAUUUCUAUAUCCUAUUUAUUCUGUUAAAAACGCUAAGAAUUUAAUAAACGUAUCUACUGUAUUUAUUUCUUAUAGGUGGAUCCAUAAGAACUAUGCAAGAAAGAUUUCAUAUCCAUGAUACGUUACCAGAUUGUGCUUAUAAUGAUAAAACUGAACUCAAGGAUUCAAAUUACUCAUCGCUAAUCAAACCAGUGAAAAAACAAAGCACAUCUGUAACUAGGAUGGGAAAGGAAUCUGCCUCGCCUGAAGAAGGAAACCUGACCCAAUCGGCUACAGAGACUGAAUACAUAUGUUUUCAAAUUAAGGAAGAAUCUGCCUCAGACGAUGGUGAUCUUACAGACACUGACAUUUAUUCACCCACAGAGCAUACAUUUGUCCAUGUUAAGGAAGAAUCUACCUUGUGUGAAGAUGAUCUCACAGAUGACUUUUAUACUCCCUCAGAACAUAUAGAGACAUCAUAUACACCUACUUAUAUUAAAGCGGAAUCAGCCUCCGAUGAAGACCGAAAUCUGACAGACACAGACGCUUGUGACCCCAUAUUAAAUACGCAGCCAGAAUAUCAUAUUAAAGAGGGAUCUUCUUCUUGUGAGGAAGGGAAUCUCACAGACAUUUACACUCCGAAAGAACAUACAUCUAUUCAUACAGAUAACAAAGAAAAAGAGGAAAAAACUUCAUUUCAGAAAAACAUCUCUUCCAAAAGGCAUCUUACUAAACCAUUUUCAUGUUCAGACUGUGAGAAAAGUUUUCACUGUAGGUCAAGUUUGGUUAAACAUCAAAGAAUUCAUACAGGAGAGAAAGUCCAUUCAUGUUCUGACUGUGGGAAAUUGUUUACAAGUUCCUCACAUCUAAUUCAGCAUCAGAGAAUUCACACCGGAGAGAAACCAUUCUCAUGUUCUGAGUGUGAGAAAUGGUUUAAUAAUAAAUCAAGUCUUGAAAGACAUCAGAGGACACACACUGGACAUAAGCCAUUCUCAUGCGCUGAUUGUGGAAAAUGUUUUAAUAGUAAAUCAAAUCUUGAUAGACAUCAGGCUACCCACUCAGGACAGAAACCAUUUUCAUGUUCUGAGUGUGGGAAAUGUUUUACACUUAAAUCGGGCCUAUUUGAACAUCAGAUAAUUCAUACAGGAGAAAAAGUACAUUCAUGUGCUGAGUGUGGAAAAUGCUUUGCCCGUUCUUCAUAUCUUCUAAAGCAUCAGAGGAUUCACACAGGGGAAAAACCAUUUUCAUGUUCUGAAUGCGGGAAAUGUUUUACCUGUUCCUCACAUCUAGUAAUGCAUCAGAUGAUUCACAUAGAAGCAAAACCAUUUUCUUGCACUGAAUGUGGAAAAGGUUUUAGUUUCAAGUCUAGCCUUGUUGAACAUCAGAGGAUCCACACAGGUGACAAAAUACACUCCUGUGCAGAAUGUGGGAAAUGUUUUACUCGUUCUGCAUACCUUCUGAGGCAUCAGAGCACUCACACAGGAGAGAAACCAUUUUCUUGUUCAGAAUGUGGGAAAUGCUUUACCAAUAUAUCGAAUCUUGUUACACAUCAGAGGAUUCACACAGGUGUGAGGCCAUACUCCUGCCCAGAAUGUGGAAAAUGUUUUACUUGUUCCUCAUAUCUUGUUAUGCAUCAGAAGACUCAUAGAGGAGAGAAACCGUAUGCUUGUCGUGACUGUGGAAAAUGUUUUAACCGUUCCUCGCAUCUUCUAAGGCAUCAGAUAACUCACACAGGAGAGAAACCAUUUUCUUGUGCUGAGUGCGGGAAAUGUUUUACUGAUAAAUCAGAUCUUGCUAAACAUGAGAUGAUUCACACAGGAGAAAAACCGUUCUCGUGUUCUGAGUGUGGCAAAUGUUUUACUCUUAAAUCAGGUCUUACUGAACAUCAACGAAUUCAUACAAGGCUAUUUUCCUGUGCAGAUUGUGGGAAAGGUUUUACCCGUUCCUCAUAUCUUGUUAAACACCAGAAAAAGUCACACAUUAAAGAAAGUGUUGUCAUUUCCUGAAAAAGGGAAAGCUUUUAAUACCAGAUUUUAAAUGUACAACAUUGUUCUGAAGGCAUACCUUAUUAUACCCAAGUGUUACCUUGUCCAUUUUAACCAGAGUAAGUUAAGUUUGAAGAAUUGUCUUUUCUGCAGUAGUCGUCUUCUCUAUAAGAUGGACUAUGGCACCCAUUUAGGUACUCUGUGUGACCAAUUCAUCUGUAAAUGUAUACCUGACUACGGGAUAGUCCUUGAACGGUGUGCCCUCUGAUACUUCCAAGGCCAUCCAUAGAGCUAUCAUGUCUGGAGAUAAAUCAAGCUACCAAGCACAUACCGGCUAACUGACUUUGUAAUGAGUCAGUUCUCAGAAUGCAGAUACUGACUGGGUACCUCAGUUGAAGGAUGCUCCUAGCACUUCCUGAGGGCUCCAAGCACUCCAGCAGACACCAUAACCACUGUAGACUCCUUCAGCAAGCAAGACAGGAACAAGCUCUUAGUAGUGAUAUAGCAAGAGAGUCUGACUGGCAUAGCAAUCCCUUGUAGCAGAUUCCCCCAAUAAGUGACGGCACUCCAAAUUGAGGGUGAAGUAGAACUGAACUUUUAUUCAAACACUCUGUUUUUAUGCCCAUUCUACAAACAUAGUACCGUCCACAGGAUUUUGAAGUACAACCAAUCAAUACGUACAAUACACUCACACUCCUGUGAUAUAAUUACUGAACACAGUGGGCUAAUGUAAUUAUCACAGGCAGGAAAAUACAGUUUUACACAAUAUUUAUAACUCCAAAAGUAUACAUCACAUUCACAUAAAUUUUCAGAAUCCGCAUACUCCAAAUACAAACAUACGUCAAAAUCAUACAAAUUGGUCCAGUGGGUCAAAAGUUAGUUGGAAGUCCCUUUGUGACUGACUGCAAGCAUGGCUUGGGUGUGGUAAGCCAAUUAUCUCCAGCAUACAGAAAAUAGCUCUAUUCACAACAACCGUAAAAACACAUAAAAAUACAUAAUUCCUAUUAUAUUGAACAGAACCCCCACAUUCAACCUAUCCCCAGAUAGCUUGGAUCCGAACGCUCAAUAUAUCCGAACAGCGCUCAGAUCCCAGAAACAGAAUAAAAUCGCCAUGGGGUUUCAUUUAAAGGGCCAGAACAGUCUUUUAAAAGUUAAUAAGCCCCAAGUGUUUUUAAAGUGCCCAAUCUCCCAGGGGCCAUAGUCCCAAGGCAUGAGGCUGGCAAACAGUCCCCUCCAAAAACUAGUGGCGAGGUCCCUUUCGCCACAUAUGGUAUUUUGUGUGAUUGUAUCAUGCUGCUCUUUGUAUGUAAAUUCAAAUGUACAGUGUUUGUAUAUGUUAGUGGCAUUUCGCAGGACAAGGUGCAGCCAGAUUCAACUUGAGUUCCUGGUGGUGAACAUACAGUUAAAGCCCAAAACUAUCACUGUCAAACAUUGCAUUCUAGUAAUGAGCAUUAUCACUCAUGUUGCUCAAACUGAUUACUGAUUUAUCUAGUAGUUUAGGUAGCCAUGCCUGAUGUAUACAACAUGCUGUGUAAUUUUAGAAAUAAAUAUGUAUGUAUACUGUGACGCUGCUUUAAUGAAAAUAUCAUGAAUUGUAUUUUAAGUUGCAGGUUUUUCUGAAUGCACAUUAUAUAUUGAUGUUUUCGGAUUUCUGUUUUGCUCAGGUGCUUCUGAAUGCUGUACCCAUCUAAUAAUAGUGUUGCUUGUUACAUUACUAAAUCUUAAUUAGAACAUAUAGUCAGUAGCGUUCCUUUUUGCUUCCACAAUGUAACACGUACCUUUCUAUUAGUAAAACUGCUGCAGUUCAGUUUUUACAUUUAACGUCAUAGUCCAACUAUUAUUGGAAGACGUGUGCGUCUGUGCGCAAACUUCAAGAGUGAGUCUCUUGACCUGUAUAGCCGCAGGGUAGGUCAGCAGAGACAUUAGUCCAAUCUCUAGAAAAGUCAUCAGCUCAACAACCCAAUGGCUACGGAUCUCUGUGGUGGUCAUGUAAGAUCCCUGGUUGGGAAAUGAUGUAAAAGGAAAAUAAUCAAAAAUGUAUGCUUUUAUGUAUAGCAGAGCUUGUCAAAUUAAUUUGUAUUGUAUGCAAGUAUUGCAUUCUAUGUAGAUGUGAAUAGAAAUGUAAAUUGGUGUUGCAGGUGUUGUGAUCUUCUUAGAGUUUGGU